AUGUUGCAGUAUUCAAAUCCUCCUCAGCACUAUGACACGGUGCCUCAGCACUAUGACACGGUGCCUCAGCACUAUGACACGGUGCAGUAUUCAAAUCCUCCUCAGCGUUAUGACACGGUGCCUCAGCACUAUGACACGGUGCAGUAUUCAAAUCCUCCUCAGCGUUAUGACACGGUGCCUCAGCACUAUGACACGGUGCAGUAUUCAAAUCCUCCUCAGCGUUAUGACACGGUGCCUCAGCACUAUGACACGGUGCAGUAUUCAAAUCCUCCUCAGCGUUAUGACACAGUGCCUCAGCACUAUGACACGGUGCAGUAUUCAAAUCCUCCUCAGCGUUAUGACACGGUGCCUCAGCACUAUGACACGGUGCAGUAUUCAAAUCCUCCUCAGCGUUACGACACGGUGCCUCAGCACUAUGGCACGGUGCAGUAUUCAAAUCCUCCUCAGCGUUAUGACACGGUGCCUCAGCACUAUGGCACGGUGCAGUAUUCAAAUCCUCCUCAGCACUAUGACACGGUGCCUCAGCACUAUGACACGGUGCCUCAGCACUAUGACACGGUGCAGUAUUCAAAUCCUCCUCAGCGUUAUGACACGGUGCCUCAGCACUAUGACACGGUGCCUCAGCACUAUGACACGGUGCAGUAUUCAAAUCCUCCUCAGCACUAUGACACGGUGCCUCAGCACUAUGACACGGUGCCUCAGCACUAUGACACGGUGCAGUAUUCAAAUCCUCCUCAGCGUUAUGACACGGUGCCUCAGCACUAUGACACGGUGCAGUAUUCAAAUCCUCCUCAGCGUUAUGACACGGUGCCUCAGCACUAUGACACGGUGCAGUAUUCAAAUCCUCCUCAGCGUUAUGACACGGUGCCUCAGCACUAUGACACGGUGCAGUAUUCAAAUCCUCCUCAGCGUUAUGACACAGUGCCUCAGCACUAUGACACGGUGCAGUAUUCAAAUCCUCCUCAGCGUUAUGACACGGUGCCUCAGCACUAUGACACGGUGCAGUAUUCAAAUCCUCCUCAGCGUUACGACACGGUGCCUCAGCACUAUGGCACGGUGCAGUAUUCAAAUCCUCCUCAGCGUUAUGACACGGUGCCUCAGCACUAUAGCACGCGUUAUGACACGGUGCCUCAGCACUAUGGCACGGUGCAGUAUUCAAAUCCUCCUCAGCGUUAUGACACGGUGCCUCAGCACUAUGGCACCGUGCAGUAUUCAAAUCCUCCUCAGCACUAUAGCACGGUGCAGUAUUCAAAUCCUCCUCAGCACUAUGGCACGGUGCAGUAUUCAAAUCCUCCUCAGCGUUAUGACACGGUGCCUCAGCACUAUGGCACCGUGCAGUAUUCAAAUCCUCCUCAGCACUAUAGCACGGUGCAGUAUUCAAAUCCUCCUCAGCACUAUGACAUGUUGCAGUAUUCAAAUCCUCCUCAGCCUUAUGACACGGUGCCUCAGCACUAUGGCACGGUGCAGUAUUCAAAUCCCCCUCAGCACUAUGACACGGUGCCUCAGCACUAUGGCACGGUGCAGUAUUCAAAUCCUCCUCAGCACUAUGACAUGUUGCAGUAUUCAAAUCCUCCUCAGCCUUAUGACACGGUGCCUCAGCACUAUGGCACGGUGCAGUAUUCAAAUCCUCCUCAGCCUUAUGACACGGUGCCUCAGCACUAUGGCACGGUGCAGUAUUCAAAUCCUCCUCAGCACUAUGGCACGGUGCAGUAUUCAAAUCCUCCUCAGCGUUAUGACACGGUGCCUCAGCACUAUGGCACGGUGCAGUAUUCAAAUCCUCCUCAGCACUAUGACAUGUUGCAGUAUUCAAAUCCUCCUCAGCCUUAUGACACGGUGCCUCAGCACUAUGGCACGGUGCAGUAUUCAAAUCCUCCUCAGCCUUAUGACACGGUGCCUCAGCACUAUGACACGGUGCAGUAUUCAAAUCCUCCUCAGCCUUAUGACACGGUGCCUCAGCACUAUGGCACGGUGCAGUAUUCAAAUCCUCCUCAGCCUUAUGACACGGUGCCUCAGCACUAUGGCACGGUGCAGUAUUAA
Molecule: messenger RNA, 2037 nt
Organism: Oncorhynchus keta (chum salmon)
Lineage: Eukaryota; Metazoa; Chordata; Actinopteri; Salmoniformes; Salmonidae
Exons: 2
Coding region: 1-2037 (678 amino acids)
Source: RefSeq, a predicted model, not a curated record